Molecule: messenger RNA, 1318 nt
Organism: Heterotrigona itama
Lineage: Eukaryota; Metazoa; Arthropoda; Insecta; Hymenoptera; Apidae
Source: the annotation of a GenBank genome assembly
AUGGCGCCACCUGUCGACGCCAACUUUUUCUUCACGUAAACGCAGAGAGCUUGCAGAUCGGCACGGUGGCGCCAUCCGUAAAAUACUCGGCAGGGACUCGGAAGGGUAAGGGUCGAUUCGUCGUGCCAUCGAGUUCGAAAACAGUUUGACACAUUUCACGUAUUUAGAAAAGAGGUCGUUUCGCACGUGUCGUACGACGAGCGUAAUAUUCCACAACAUAGAACGUGCUUAGCUGCGAAUUUGCAGAUUAAUCGUCUUACGAUCGAUUAAAAGUGGCGCAAACGGACGUAACGUAACGAUAAAACGCACGCAUUUCACGAUCGCACGUUUGCGCAAUCCCACGUCGUCCAGUGUCCGUCUCUCGUCGUCCAACCGUGCUCCGCUCCGCUCCGCUGCGGAGGUCUAACAUUUUACUCAUCAACCAACCAAUCGUCCCUACAGUUCAGUUCGGACGAUCAGCGAAACAAAAGAAAGGGAAGAAACUUUCGCGUUGCGUAGUUCUCAGCUCGAUAUCGUUUCGCAAACAUCAAAGUUUACCGUUCAUCGACCAACUUUUACAACUUGGCGCGACAAGGUUUUACAAACUUUAACGUUUGCAAAACCAAUUACCAAUUACCAGGUCUCACCACGAGGAGGCGACUACGCGCGAGACCCGCCCCGGGGCUUACAAUACAUCGCACAAUACAUCCCAUCCAUACGCACGAUCAUACAACAAUUCGCAGCCGUACCACCGCAUUCAAGGUACAAAGACACGUACGUCGAACUCGGGAAGACGAAAUUAGGAAUCCCUCGUCUCGUCUCGUCCCUUCCUUCGUUCGUCGUUGCCAUUGCCACUUUGUCCGCUCGACGCUGGAGUCGAACUUCCAAGUUUCGCAGUCGGUGUGCCGAAUCGAGGUUCGAGCAUUUGGACGCAAGUAGUCUAGCGCUACCCCCAACGACGCAGCGGGGUUCCGCGGAACCGCCGAGUCGGAUUACCAAGGACGCUAGACUACGAGAAUCUCACCCCGCCGUUUCGGACGAGGCUGCAGUUCCCCGAUUCGGCACACUGGCUACAAAACCAGUCGGAGACCCGACUCCAGCGCAACGACAGAAGCAAAAACGAACGAAAGAAGAAAGGAGACGAGGGAUUCGCAAUCUCGUCCCAAGUUCGAUAAACGCGUGUUUGCGCAGAACGCGUUUGCAACGAAUUUACAGAGGUCGACUAAAACUGUCGAGACGCACGCAUCCCACGAUGUCCCUGGCGUUGUUCCGCCGAGUCGACGCGCACACGACGGAUGUUCAAUCGGCAACGAGUCUCCGUCGUACCACUCAAGGUUGA